GGGGCCGCCCCGCCCCGCCCCGCCCGUGGCCGCCCCCCCCCCCGCCCGCUCCCCGCCGCCCCCAUGGACAGGAACUACCCGGCCGCCGGCUUCGGGGACCCGCUGGCCGCCGGGCCCAGCUGGACCUACGAGCGCUCCGCCAAGGCCAGCCUGGUGUACGGGGGCUCGCGGGCGUCACACCCCGACCCCGACCUGCUGCACCGCCAGCCCUACGGCGCCCCCCACCCGCUCCAGGGCUAUGCCGCCAACCACCACCCCGCAGGGCUCUCGGGGCUCUUCGAGACGGGGCUGCACCACGCUGGCGGCGCCGCGCCCGACGCCUCCGUCAUGAACCUCAUCUCGGCGCUGGAGUCGCGGGCGCCGCAGCCCGGCCCCUCCGCCUCCUCCCUGCUCUCCCAGUUCCGCACCCCCUCCUGGCAGACCGCCAUGCACACGCCGGCGCCGGCCGAGCUGUUCAUCUCGGGGGCUCUGCCGGGUUCGGGCACGUUCCCCUCGUCGUCGGCGCUCAGCGCCUACCAGCACCCGGCGUCGUUCAGCGGGCGCAGCUUCCCGGUCAGCUCCCCGCUCAGCCUGCCCGAGGCCGCCUUCAGCCCCGGCUCCAACGGGCUCCUCUCCCCCCACGACCCCCUGCUGCACAUCAAACCCACCCAGCCCAGCGUCCCCUCCUCCCUGGGCUUCGAGCGGCUCGGCAGCGCCGUCCUGGGCUCCGGUUUGCCGGCGCAAGGUUCGGCCUAUCGAGGACCGCCCAGUUCGUCCCAGUUUAACCUCCUUUCGGCUCCUUUGGCCGCUCCGGCGGAACAACCGGCUCAACUCUACAACGCUUCGGUUUUCGGCGGCGGCGGAGGCGACCGGGCCGUGCCGCGGCAAGACAGCGUCAUCAAGCACUACCAGCGGCCGGCGGGCGCACAGCCGCAGCUACCGCCGGCGGCGCACAGCCUCCAGCACUACCUGAGCUGCGGCGGCACCUACCAGCAAAUGCCGCACCGCGCCGCCCUCUCCUGCAGCCCUUUGGGCGAACAAUCCCCCGCCAGCUCCGAGGGGUCUCAACAACCCCCUAAAAACGCCCCGGCUCCUCGUCCGGAACCGACGCAGAGUUACCGACCCAUCAUUCAAUCGCCGGCGUACUCCGGCGGUAGCGGCGGCGCCGGAGCGACGGGCGGCGGCGGCGGCGGCGGCGGCGGCAACGGCGGCACCAAAUCCAAGAGUUACUCGGCGUCGCGACAGACCCCUCGCUCCACCGCCACCCCCAAGUGCCAAAGCAGCUACACCCCCAGCACCCCCAAACCCAGCUCCGUCAUCGCCAGCCAGUCGCCCGCCUAUUCCCCGGGGCAACCCCAAAACCUGCUGGCCAUGGGGCCGGCCCCCGGUUACGGCACCAACCCCCCGGCCCCCCAAAACCUAGGGGCCGGCGGGCAGCCCGCCGGGGGCUUCAGCGGCGGGCAGGGUGGGGAGCUGGGGGGCAAAGCCCCCAGUUACCCGGCCGGGGGGCAAGGCGGGGGGCCGGGGGGCCAGGGCGGGCAGGGGCUGCAGCCCUGCGUCAGCCAAGGGCAGACCUACUCCCCCGAGCAGCUGCAGGCGCUGCCGUACGGGGUGCAGCCCGAGGGGGGGCAGGCGGCGGCGUACGGCCCCCCGGCCCCCUCCCAGGGCUUACCCACCGCCAGCCCCUCGCUCAGCUACAGCACCGGCCACUCGCCCGCCAUGCCGGCCCCCCUCCCCUACGCCGGCCUGGGGGGCUCCAGCCCCUCGCCCAUCAUCCGGCCCCUGCAGUCCCCCCCGGCCGCCCGGCCCCAGAGCGGGGCGUCGCCGGGCCAGUCCCAAAAAUACCUGGGUUCGGUGUUAUCGCCCUCCUUCAUGGCACCGGGUUACGGCGGGGGGCCGGGGGGGCUGGAGCGACCCCCCGCUUUCGGCAAAGGCGGGAAGGGCGACGCGGAGCUGCUGGCGGCCGAACGGAGCGAGGACGAGGAUUUCCUCAUCCAGCACCUCCUGCAAGCCCCCAGCCCCCCCCGCGGGCCGGCCGAGGGGCUGGGGGCCUGCGAGGAGCGGGGGGGGGCGGGCAAAGGUUUGGGGGGUUACGGGGGGCUGGGGAAGGCGGAGGAGAGGUACCAGCUGCAGAGCGUCAUCCGGCCCAAUUCCAACCUGGAAGGGCCGGCGGCGCUGGAGCUGGCCCUGCUCAAGGAAAAGAAAAAACCCGAGCGAGGCAAGGAGUAUCGGGGGGCCGGCGGGGGGGCCGGCGGCGGGGGCGAGGGGCUGGCGGCCACCUCGGUGGUCCACUACGGCCACCAGCCCCCCCCCCUCGAUUCCUACGGGCAGGAGCUGAAGAAGCCGGCCGAGCACUUGGCCGCCGGCAAGGAGCUGGGGCAGCCCCACGCUUACCUGCCCAAGACCCCCGAGCACGGGCGGCUGGUGGCCGAGGGACCCCCCCUGGAGCCCCACGGGCUCCUCUUGGACCCCCCGCCCGAGCUGGGGCCGGUGCCGGUGGUGCCGGUGGCCGUACCGGUGCCCGGGGGGUCCCUCCUCCCCUCCGUCCUGACCCACACCCAGAGCCAGCUGCACCCCCGCGCCAAGGGGAGACCCCCCCUGGACGUCCACCUCCUGGACAGCAGCGGAUGCCGCCCCCCCCCGCCGCCCCCUCCGCCGCCCCCCCCGGCUCCCCCGGCCCCGCCGGCCCCCCCGGCCGCCCCCUCGCCCCAGCUGCUGCUGGAAGCCCACCUGCACCAAGCCCACGUCCGUUCGCAGGGGCUGGACCCCCAGGCCCCCCCGCCGCUGCCCCCCGAACCCAUGGAGGUGCUGCCGGCCCCCCAGGAGAUCCAAGACUUUCUGGAGCCCCCCUUGGGGUUGGAGCCUCACCUGGGACAAGCCGGGGGGGUGCAGGGACCCCCCGGUCACCUCCUGGACCCCGAGGGGGGUCCGUCGGUGGCCCCCGCCCCGCUGGAAGCCAAGGACCAGUUUGCCGAGGGGGGGAGCCCGGCGGGGGGCAAGGGCCGCUUCGUCCCGCUGACGUCCAUCUGCUUCCCCGACGCCCUGCUGCAGGACGAGGACCGCGGCUUCUUCCCCGGCAUGGAGGACAUGUUCGGGCCCCCCCCCGAAGACUUCCCCAAGACCACCGAGGAAGAGGAGGAGGAAGGGACGGCGGGGUUGGAAGCCCGUCCCGAGGGGCUGAAGGCUCCCCCUUACGACAUGGGGCAGAGCUACCCCGCCUUCUGCCCCGCCGAGGGGGCGGCCGGCGAAGCCCCCCCGCUGGGCUUGGAGCCCCCCAAACACGAGCUGCCCUCCACCGUCAACGCCGAGCCCUUGGGCUUGAUCCAGAGCACGGGCGAGGGGACCAAACCCCCGCUGGCCGCCCCCCUUUUCUGCUCCUCCAAACCCAAGAAGCUGCUCAAAACCUCUUCCUUCCACCUCCUCCGCAAGCGGGACCCCUUCCCGCCCCCCAAAAAAACCUACGCCCAGGAGUACGAGUUCGAGGACGACGAGGACAAGGCCGACGUCCCCGCCGACAUCCGCCUCAACAGCCGCCGCCUGCCCGACCUCCUGCCCGACCUCAUCUCCAGCUGCCGAGCCCGCCCCAGCCUCAGCCCCAUGGGCGACAUCGACUUCUGCCCCCACCCGGGACCCCACCCCGGACCCAAGAAACGCGGCCGCAAACCCACCAAGCCCAAACGCGAGGGACCCCCGCGCCCCCGCGGGCGCCCCCGCAUCCGACCCUUGGCCGAGCCGCCCGGCCUCUUGGCCCCCGACGGCCCCAAAAAGCCCCGGGGACGAGGACGGGGACGGGGCAAGAAGGGCGGCGAGGAGGGGGCCGACGGCAACGGCCUCGAGCCCCUCAAGCCCCUCAAGAUCAAGCUGGCGGUGCCGAAGGGGGGGGAGGGCGCGGUGCCCUCGGAAGGGGGUGCCCCCCCCGCCGCAGGCGCCCCCCCGCCGGGGGCCGAGCCCCCCCUGGACAGCAGCCAGACGCGGGAGCGCAUCAAGCAGAAGAUCAAGGAGGUAGAGGAGAAGCAGCCGGAGAUGAAGUCGGGUUUCAUGGCCUCCUUCCUCGACUUCCUCAAAUCCGGCAAGCGCCAGGCUUUGCCCCCCGCCGCCACCAGCCCCUCCAAGACCCCCCGCGUGCCCCCCGCCGCCCCCUUUGCCGUCGGCCCCCCGAUCCUCCCGGGGGGGCUGGAGGGGGCGGAGGGCGAGGGGCUGGUGAUGGCGUGUCCCAGCCCCUGCAAGCGGCUGGACGAGGAGCUGAAGCGCAACCUGGAGACGCUGCCCUCCUUCUCCUCCGACGAGGAGGACUCGGUCAGCAAGAACCAGGACCUGCAGAAGAGCAUCUCCUCCGCCAUCUCGGCCCUCUACGACCCCGCCGACCGCAAGGACCCCGACCCCGCCGACGUCCCCCCACCGGAGGAGAAGCCACCGAGCCCCGCGCCCUCGGAGAGCUCCCAGCCCGAACCCCCCGCCCCGGUGGCUCCGGUGGCCUCGGUGGCCCCGGCGUCCCCCCCCCCGGUGGCCAAAGCCCCCCCCGAGCCGGUGGCCCCCGCGUCCCCCGAGCGGGAGGAGCCCGAGGACUCGCGGCCGCUUCACCUGGCCAAGAAGCAGGAGACGGCGGCCGUGUGCGGCGACACCGACGAGGACGAGGCCGAGAGCGGCGGCGAGGGCAUCUUCCGCGAGAGGGACGAGUUCGUCGUCCGCGUGGAGGACAUCCAGGCCCUCAAGCUGGCGCUGCAGACGGGCCGGGAGCCCCCCCCGAUCUGGCGGGUGCAGAAGGCGCUGCUGCAGAAGUUCACCCCCGAGAUCAAGGACGGGCAGCGGCAGUUCUGCGCCACCAGCAACUACCUGGGGUACUUCGGGGACGCCAAGAACCGGUACCAGCGGCUCUACGUCAAGUUCCUGGAGAACGUCAACAAGAAGGAUUAUGUGCGGGUCUGUUCCCGCAAGCCCUGGCACCGGCCCCUCGCCGCCGUCAGGAGGCAGAGCCAGCCCAAAACCAGCGGCCCCAAAGCCCCGGCCCCCCCCAAAGCGGAGAAACCGGAGCCCCCCGAAAAACCCCCCAAACCCGAACGCCCCGAAAAGCCCCCUCGACCCGAGAAACCCCCCAGGCCGGAGAAACCCCCCAAACCUGAAAAACCCCCCAAAACAGAAAAACCCGAACCCCCGGCCCCGCGCCGGCCGCGGGCCCCCCCCGCGUCCCCCCCCGGCCCCCCCAAACCCAAACCCAAGCCCCCCAAAGUCAAAGCGGAGCCGCCCCCCAAAAAGAGGAAAAAAUGGCUCAAAGAAGCGGCGACGUCAUCGGAGUCCGAGUCGAGCCCCGACCCCCAGAGCGAGGACGAGCGAGCGCCGCCGGGGCGGGUGCUGAACACGCGGGCCAUGAAGGAGAUGUACCGCAGCUACGUGGAGAUGCUGGUCAGCACCGCCCUCGACCCCGACAUGAUCCAGGCGCUCGAGGACACCAACGAUGAGCUCUACCUGCCCCCCAUGCGCAAGAUCGAUGGGAUCCUCAACGACCACAAGAAGAAGGUCCUCAAGCGGGUGACGCUCAAUCCCUCGCUGCAGGAGGCCCUGCACACCUUCCCCCAGCUGCACGCCGAGCCCGGGGAGUCGCUGGUGAAGCUGCGCCCCGGCGGGGAGCCCUACAACCGCAAAACCCUCAGCAAGGUCAAGAGGAGCGUGGGCAAACCCCAGGAGUUCAAGGUGGAGGUGGAAAAGUCCUUCUUCUACACCCUCUACCACUCGCUGCACCACUACAAGUACCACACCUUCCUGCGCUGCAAGGACGAGACGACGGCCAUCGAGGGGCAGGACGAGGACCUGGGGCAGGAGGAGGUGGUCCAGCAGUGCAUGCGCAACCAGGCCUGGCUCGAGCGCCUCUUCGACUCCUUCAGCGACCUCCUGGCCCAGGCCCAGACCAAGUGCGCCUGAGCCGCCGCGGACCCCCGGGCACGGGGGGCUCCGACACCCCCCUGCGGGGACGGGGACCCCCCCGCGGGGUCGGGGAACCCCCCCUGUGGGGACAGAGGCAGCCCCCCGUGGGGACAGAGCUACCCCCCAAGCGGGGAUGGGGGCCCUCUGAUGGGGACAGAGACACCCGCUGCGGGGAUGGGGACCCCCUGAUGGGAUGGGGACCCCCCCGCGGGGACAGAGACACCCCCCGUGGGGACGGGGACCCCCUGAUGGGGACGAGACACCCCCUGUGGGGAUGGGGAACCCCCCCCGUGGGGAUGGGGAACCCCCCCCGUGGGGGACAGAGACACCCCCUGUGGGGAGGGGGAACCCCCCCUGGGGACAGAGACACCCCAUGCAGGGGCUGGGGACCCCCCUGUGGGGAUGGGGAACCCCCCCCGUGGGGACAGAGACACCCCCUGUGGGGAUGGGGACCCCCCCCUGUGGGGAUGGGGACACCCCCUUUCACACACACACCCCCCCCAUGGGGACAGGGGACACCCCCUGUGUGGACAGUGACACCACCCCCCCCCCCCGUGGGGAUGGGGACCCCCCCGUGGGGACAGGGACCCCCCCAUGGGGUGGGACGCCCCCCCCCCCCCCCAGCAUGGGAACAUGUGCCCCGGAAUGGGGCCAAAUUGUCCUGAGUGGGGAUGGACCCCCCCCCCAAAACGGGGACAGACCCCCCAGACGGGGACAGGACCCCCCCCCCGGAGCGGGGACACACCCCCCCCGG
Messenger RNA from Phalacrocorax carbo (great cormorant), 6652 nucleotides. The record is from RefSeq and is a predicted model, not a curated record. NCBI's taxonomy places the organism in Eukaryota, Metazoa, Chordata, Aves, Suliformes, Phalacrocoracidae.